Messenger RNA from Closterium sp. NIES-65, 1599 nucleotides. The record is from the annotation of a GenBank genome assembly. NCBI's taxonomy places the organism in Eukaryota, Viridiplantae, Streptophyta, Zygnematophyceae, Desmidiales, Closteriaceae.
AUGGCUCGCCUCGUCACUCUCCACAUUUCCCUCGUGGCUUCCGUCGCGCUUCUGCUCCUCGCAAUCGCCGCCCAUCCGGCGCUCGCGGGGGGCGAAUCCGCCUCCGCCGCGUCGAUCCCCGCUGAUUCGACUGAAAUGGCGGCCGCGAGCCGUCGGGUUCUGCAAGCCGUGCCCACAGCAGCACCAGCGGCCGCCCCCAGCGCGGGAGGCGCAGCAGCACCCGCGCCCUUACCCGCGGUCGGCGCACCAUCGACGGCGCCGCCAUCGUCCGACGCGCCGUCUUUCCCGCCGGCGUCAUCUCAGCUGAUAAUUACGUCCAACAUUAAGUCCGCUGACGUGUCCAAGUCUAUCGACCUUCUUAACUACCUCGUCUACACGACGUGCCCAUUCUUGUCCGUGAAGACCAUGUUCCUCCCGUCGAACCAGGCGUGGAGCGACGCGUUCGAGGGGUACAAGAAGAAGCGCAGCAGCGGCGGGCUGUACGAUGCGCUCGACGCAGUCGUGAACGGCGAUAAGCUCAAGACGCCCAAGGAUAAGAGUCAAAUCGUCUCUCCGACCUCUCCGAUCUCUGGCCUCUCCGCUCUGGCUGCGGACUGCAAAUCGUUCGUAACCAGCGGGACGGUCAGCAAGGCCGUGAGGAGCUCGCUGUUCAACCUGAUGUCAUUUCAUGCGACGGAUGCUGCGGUUACGAUCGCCGACCUGAAUGGCAAGUGCAACGCAGCUGGCACGACCUUCAAGACCGUGUUCAACGGCAACAAUUUGAACUUCAAGUGCAAUAGUACCAACUCUGGUUUCAUUUCCGGCUCUAACCUCCUCCCAUCCGACGCGUCUGCUGGCACCCCGUCUGCUGUCGCGAAGAUUGACGAUAAGUUGGUCGAUUUCUUUUACGUCAACGCGGUUGUGUUCCCGAGCGACAUGGCCUCCCUGCCUGCUUUCCAGUAUUCGUUCCUCUCCUUUCUCCAUUCCUCCACCCCCCUCACUCCCCCUCAAUCCCAAUUCCCCCCCCCCACCCUCUCCUUCCACUCUCAUUACUCGUCCCCCGUCUCUCCCGUUCCCCCAUCCCCUUCUCGCUCCCAUUUAUCCUCCCUCUCACUCCCAUUUCUCCUCCCUCUCACUCCCAUUUCUCAUCCCUCUCACUCUCGUGCAUCCUCCCUCUCACUCCCGUUCCUCCUCCCCCUCACUCCCGUUCCUCCUCCCCCUCACUCCCGUUCCUCCUCCCCCUCACUCCCGUUCCUCCUCCCCCUCACUCCCGUUCCUCCUCCCCCUCACUCCCAUUCCUCCUUCCCCUCACUCUUCUCCCCCUCGCUCCCAUUUCUCCUCCCCCUUACUCUCAUAUCUCCUCCCUCUCACUCCCAUUUCUCCUCCCUCUCACCCCCAUGUAUCCUCCCUCUCACCCCCAUGUGCCGCUGCCACUAUCUCGCGUCUCCUCACUGCGCUGCUCUUGCCCCCAACCACUUCACCCUUUCACUCCUAUCCAUCCCCGCACCCUCCUUUUCCCUCUCAGAUGCCAGGUGCCGCUGCCACUGUGCCGUUGCCAGUGUCUCGCGUCUCCUCACUGCGCUGCUGGUCCUCGCCGCUGCUCUUGUUUGCGCCUUCUAG